Molecule: messenger RNA, 1869 nt
Organism: Lobosporangium transversale
Lineage: Eukaryota; Fungi; Mortierellomycota; Mortierellomycetes; Mortierellales; Mortierellaceae
Exons: 4
Coding region: 1-1869 (622 amino acids)
Source: RefSeq, a predicted model, not a curated record
AUGGAUAUCCAUGGGGGAAAAAGCCAUCCACCGCAGGAAAAAUCUUCUGUCUUGAGUGCAGGAAUAUCAAAUGAACAUGUAGAGAACCAUAUCACCAAGAAUAACCACUUCACAGCCGGUAUUAUUGAAAGGUCCAAUUUGACACCUUCUACAACACCACUGCCACAACACACACCAUCGCCACAGCCUCAUCCGCAUCAGACUGUAUCUGUCUUCUCUUUAUCGAGCUCUAUCGUUAAUACUACCCAUUCAAAGGCAGCACCAUCAAUUGGGACAUCCACAAGGAGCCCCGACAAUGCUUCGACUGCUGCAUCAAUAUCUCACCUUCAAGAUCGCAGCAAGGAACAACCUGGUCUUAAUCUGUGGCUGUCUUGGCUCGAAGCACAGUCUAACACUAACAGGAUACCAAUGGCUCAGGUCACACCUAAAAUACUUUUACGUUAUCUUGACUCGGUCAUCGUGCCAAUGGAAAGCUCAAAUGCCGAACAGCUCAGUAAUCUAGCACUCAUUAAUACAAAUGCGACUGUUUCGGGCGCGUCAAGUAAACCAUCUGGCUCAUUAAUCCAAACCUAUAUUAGACCUAUUUUGAAGCUAUGGCAGGAAGAACAGGACCAGGAUCAACAGCAUAUUGGGCUCAACAUAUCCGAAACAUUGCCUAUUACAUCCUCUUCUAUUUCUCCGCUGCCCAUCGAAGAGCCGAUGGUAGCAAGCCUGUCGCGUGAUCAACUGCAGCGGAUAGCCCAGUUGGAGCAUUCCCAUAGGGAUAUUGUCCUUAUUAUCUCAAAAUUGCAGCAGCAAGUCCGACGACUGACGCAGGUCCAGACCAUUCGGCAAUGCCAGCUUUCGGAAGCAGAUCUUGACCAUGAUCAAGCGUCUAAGUAUCCACAGGACCAAGUGCCUGUACAGUUCAUAUCAGGGCCUACAGGUCAGAUUGACUCAAAACCGAAACCAUGGCAACAGCUCUCAAAUACAUCAACACAUCAAUCAAGUCGUCGCAUUAACCAUCGCAAUCGGUCAGAUGAACUAAUUGCAGCAAUAGCCAAGGCUUUGGAAGAGCAUCGUGCGCGACCUUUACACGCUUCUCGACCUUAUUUUCAAGAAUCAAAUCCUAUCGGCUAUAAUCAAGAGGAUCAGUCUCAUAGAGGAGAUAAUUGGGACACAAGAUACCCAUUCAUGACUUCACCAGGUGAGGUGGAUCAACAUGACGUCUGUGAGGUCAAUCCUCUGGUGUGUUCAAACUCAGAUGCCCUCUCUUACCCAGCUCCUUCUUUCCAUGAGACACGUCCACAAACACCUAGUGGACGAACAGGUUUUCAGCGGAAUGAUCUCUUCGUUACCAAGCUACGGAAGCAAACUUCCCUCAAUCGGAAAAGAGCAAAUAGCGUGCAUGAGCCUGGAAACCCCUUCAAAAGGAAUAUUAAUCAGUCACGGUCAUGUUCCCCCGCGAUUGGUCAAGCAAACAGCGACAUGAGUGGUGAUGAUACACAACAUCGCGUGCAGAAGACUUCCAUAGCGUCUUCUAAUAAGACUUCAACUACAGGCGACUACUACCGACAGCGAUGUAGUCCUCAGCGUGCUCAAAAUUGCCAUGGGGAGCUGCAUCCUUCUCAAACGUUGUGUUCUAGGCCCGAAACAGACUCACAUCGCGAUUAUUGCGAGUAUGAUCAGGGUCAGCAUCAAGAAUGCCCACACUCAAAGGAAGCCAUUGCAUCUGGAUCCCCUGCCUACCAUAGCAGUGAUUAUCGCUCACAUUACUUCCAGUCAUCGACAAGGCGUUGCAACAGCACCAAUACCAGCGCCUUAGCCCAAGAGUUUUUCGUGGGUAUGAUCAACACCGCGUUGAGCCCCAUGAAUAUAGUAACCCCCUAA